Molecule: messenger RNA, 286 nt
Organism: Staurois parvus
Lineage: Eukaryota; Metazoa; Chordata; Amphibia; Anura; Ranidae
Source: the annotation of a GenBank genome assembly
CCGCAGUCUCUGGUCAUCUCCUGUACUGUGUCCGCAGUCUCUGGUCAUCCCUGUACUAUGUCCGCAGUCUCUGGUCAUCCCCUGUACUAUGUCCGCAGUCUCUGGUCAUCCCCUGUACUAUGUCCGCAGUCUCUGGUCAUCUCCUGUACUAUGUCUGCAGUCUCUGGUCAUCUCCUGUACUAUGUCCGCAGUCUCUGUCCAUUGUUUUUUUUCUUGUUUUCCUCUAAAAUCUAGGUUUUUCUUAUGGUCAGGUGCAUCUUCUGGAGUGAAAAAUACAGUAAUUUGU